This is a messenger RNA of Castor canadensis (American beaver), 1039 nucleotides long. Lineage: Eukaryota; Metazoa; Chordata; Mammalia; Rodentia; Castoridae. The record is from RefSeq and is a predicted model, not a curated record.
AUGAGCCGGAGUGGGGUUGGUGGAGGAUUCCGGGCACAGCGCCGGUGCCCUCGGGCAGGUACCUCCGGGGCUGGGGUCCGGAGUGGGACAGUCGGAGGGCCAGGUCUGCAGGCGGAGCGGCUGGCAGCGCGGCCCGCGCCCGAGCCGCAGUCGCGCCCUCUCGCUGCCUGGCGAAGGCGCGGACGGCGCGCGGAGGCGAGCGCGGAGGAGAGGAGCCGCGGGCGCCGCAGCCGCCGUCAGGGCAUGAGGAUGGCCGUGGGCUCCGUCAAGAUGCAGCCGCCGUGCGAGAGCCCGGCCCUGGCCGCGGCGGCGGCGGUGGCGGCGACGGACGGCGCCCUGCGCCGCAGCCCCAGCGCCCACGAGCCCGAUCGUGAGCAAGCCGCGGCGUCGCUGCGGCCGCGGCUGAGGGACCUGCCGGCGCUGCUGCGGAGCGGGCUCACGCUGCGGAGGAAGCGGAGCGCAGCUGGGGGCCGGACCCUAUCCAGAAGAAUUUCCAAUCCAUACCUUGAACAUACUCCUUCCCAGAUUUAUGGAGAGAAUUCUUCUUGUGCAGGAAGAGCGUUGAGGAAUAUGAUUAUCGUUCAGGCAGCCGACCUGGUAAAGGACAGGGUGAACCUCAAGGGAUUUUACAGGAGAAGCUGCGUGGGGUCAGAACUGGUUGACUGGCUUCUAGAACACUGUCCUUUUGUCCAGUGCAGAUCUAUGGCCAUAGGGGUCUGGCAGCUCCUACUGGACAUGGGAAUUAUGUCAUCAGUGGACCAGCAUCUAUACUUUCAAGAUACUUACGUUUUCUACCAGUUUUCAUCUGAUGAAUGUAGCUACUUGUACUGUGAAUUUGAAAGAGAAGAAGAAUGGCAAAAUGGUGUCAAGCUUUUGCUGCAACUUGUGCCUCUCAUUCCUGCUAGAGCUGGCAUCUGUGAACUGUCUCAUCAGAAAAUUGAAGACUCUGAAGAAAGCAGUGAUGAAAUUCUUGCUCGUCUAACGUCUGCGGUGCAGAGAGAGCUAGCAGCUGUUAUUGCAUUGAAAGCAAGGAAGUCUG